Messenger RNA from Vicugna pacos (alpaca), 1461 nucleotides. NCBI's taxonomy places the organism in Eukaryota, Metazoa, Chordata, Mammalia, Artiodactyla, Camelidae. The record is from RefSeq and is a predicted model, not a curated record.
CGGGCUGUCUGGCUCUGGGGCUCACAGGAGUGGUGGCUCAGGAGCUGCAGGUGACUCAGCCUGAGACAUCAGUGUCGGUUGCAGCUGGAGAGACGGCCACUCUGCGCUGCACCAUGACCUCCCUGCUCCCCGUGGGGCCCAUCAAGUGGUUCAGGGGCACAGGGCCAGGCCGGGAGUUAAUCUACGAUUUCAAAGGCGGCCACUUCCCCCGAGUAACAAAUGCUUCAGACUUCACAAGGAGAGACAACCUGGACUUUUCCAUCCGCAUCAGUAACAUCACCCCGGCAGACGCCGGUGCCUACUACUGCGUGAAGUUCCAGAGAGGAUUACCUGGUGACACGGAGUAUAAGUCUGGACCAGGCACUCGGCUCACUGUGAGUGCCAAACCCUCUCCUCCCGUGGUAUCAGGCCCCGCCACGAGGGCCUCACCUGAGCAGACGGUGAGCUUCACCUGCAGAUCCCAUGGCUUCUCCCCCAGAACCAUCUCCCUGAAAUGGUUCAAAAACGGGAAGGAGAUCACAGCCUCCCAGACCAGCGUGGACCCGGAGGGAGACAGCGUUUCCUACAGCGUCUCCAGCACAGCCAAGGUGGUGCUGGCCCCAGGGGAUGCUCGCUCCCAGGUCACCUGCGAGGUGGCCCACAUCACCCUGCAGGGGGGCCCUCCUCUCCGUGGGACUGCCUACUUGUCUCAGGUCAUCCGAGUUCCGCCCACCGUGGAGGUCACCCAACAGCCCACGGCAGGGACCCAGGUGAACGUCACCUGCCAGGCGAAGCAGUUCUACCCCCGAGACCUCCAGCUGAGCUGGGUGGAGAAUGGAAACGUGUCCCGGAUAGAAAUGGCGUCGACCCUCAGGAAGAACAAGGACGGGACCUUUAACCGGACAAGCUGGCUCCUGGUGAACUCGUCCGCCCACAGGGGGGAGGUGCUGGCCUGCAGGGUGGAGCACGAUGGGCAGCCAGCGGUCAGCGCCUACCUCACCCUGGAGGCCUCUGCUCCCCAGAAGGACCAGGGCACACAUGAACUCCCUGGGUACCACCCUCAGUCUCUGCUGCCUGCUUCCCUCCCUGCGGGGCCCAGCCUAAGAGAAGAGCCAGCUGGGAGCUUCAACGACUCUGCUCCAAAUGGCUCUCCUCCACGGAGACUUGCCUGCCCCCACUCUCCUAAGAUCUUCUCACAGUCCUCGAGGCCCCCAGAGCUGCAUCUUCAUACAUCACUCUGAGCAGGAAGGACCUCCCCAACCUGGACUCUCCACCAUUUGAGGUCCUUUCACCUCUAGAGUACAAAUGAUUCGCCAUCAUGGUUUUAAGAAGAACAGUUAUUCUCUUUCCUCGUUGCCUAAACGUCCUACCCCUCAAACCCUGAAGGUCGUGUUGCCUCCUGUCUCUGGGAUGGAACCAGAACUUCCAUCCUCCUGCGUCCUUCCCGACCCUUCUCUCACAGUAAACAGACUGUGUCCAGAA